AUGGCACCACGUUUGGGAAUCUUUCUGAUUUGGGCUGGCGCUUGUAUCUUUCUCCAACUGGACCAUGUGGAUGGAGAUCUGCAGACGACGGGGGCUGACCAUUCUGCUACAGUGAACCCAGAUCAGCAGCUGAUUAUGACCAAACAUUCUGCUACAGUGACACCAGAAAAUAAAUGUGUUUUUCCAUUCAACUAUCGAGGCUAUCGGUAUUACGAUUGCACUAGGACUGAUUCGUUUUACCGUUGGUGUUCCUUAACUGGCACUUAUUCAGGGAGUUGGAAAUAUUGUGCUGCCACAGACUAUGCCAAAUGUGUCUUUCCCUUUGUCUACCGUGGCCAAACAUAUGACCGUUGCACAACUGAUGGGAGUCUUUUUCGCAUUUCUUGGUGCUCAGUCACUCCUAACUAUGAUCAUCAUGGAGCUUGGAAAUAUUGCUAG
Equus quagga is the source of this 438-nucleotide messenger RNA. RefSeq names its product seminal plasma protein HSP-1. Gene Ontology annotation, cellular component: cell surface. Lineage: Eukaryota; Metazoa; Chordata; Mammalia; Perissodactyla; Equidae. Gene Ontology annotation, molecular function: heparin binding. The transcript has 5 exons. The coding region runs from base 1 to 438 and encodes 145 amino acids. The record is from RefSeq and is a predicted model, not a curated record. Gene Ontology annotation, biological process: sperm capacitation.